This is a messenger RNA of Phytophthora nicotianae INRA-310, 1707 nucleotides long. RefSeq lists its product as hypothetical. Bases 1 to 1626 code for a protein of 541 amino acids. The record is from RefSeq and is a predicted model, not a curated record. Gene Ontology annotation, molecular function: copper ion binding; oxidoreductase activity. The transcript has 2 exons. NCBI's taxonomy places the organism in Eukaryota, Oomycota, Peronosporomycetes, Peronosporales, Peronosporaceae.
AUGGGUUUUCUGGUCCUCUUGACGCUCUUCUGCCUCGCCAUUCACCACACUGCCAACGCGGCUUCUUGCAUGGAGGCUGUAGUUUACUACGACUUCCGAGUCACGUACAUCACUUCCGCUUUCGACGGCGUCGCGCUUACCUCGUUCGGCAUCAAUGACCGCCCGGCUCACGAAGCUCUGAUCGAGGCGACUCUGGGGCAACAAGUCCAGGUGACCGUCACUAACGAACUGGACGAGCCCACGUGUCUACACUGGCAUGGACUCAGGCAGCUCGGCACCCAGGAGAUGGACGGACUCUCGGGCAUCACACAGUGCUACAUUCCUCCCAACACCACCGCACUGUACCAUUUCGAACCGGACAAGGCCGGUAGCUUCUGGUGGCACAGUCACCACAGUACUCAGUACCCGUACGGUCUCCGUGGACCUCUGGUGGUCCACCCUCGCGAGGACCAACUACAACCGUGGGAGAUGGACAUCUACGCCGAAUACAACGUCCAACUGGCGGACAUUUACCACGGAGAUCCAGGUGUGCCGCCCAUGUGGGACUCCGUCUUGAUCAACAACCGUGGCCGCUACAAUUGCACCGCUGCAGCCACGCAUGGCUUCACUGAGUGCUCAGAAGACCAGCCACUCACUCGAUUUCGCUUCGAAACGGGUAAAACGUAUCUUCUCCGUCUCAUGUCCAUGAGUGCACUGGCCCCGUUCGAGUUCAGCAUCGACGAGCAUCAACUCCGCGUCAUUGCAGCGGACGGAGACUCACUCGAGCCAUCUGAGCUCAUCACCAACAUCACUAUUAACAUCGGACAGAGAUACGAUCUCCUAGUGACGGCCAAGAAUGCCACGGAUAAACCCAUCGGCUCCUUCUGGAUGAGAGCGACGGGUCUCAAUGGUCUGCCCUGGACAGCAGCGACUGGAGCUAACGCUGGUGAAGGCUUCAACGCCAACGGUCUGGCCAUCGUGUACUACGAAGAGGACGACGUAUCAGAGCCCACCACGCAGCGUUGGAACGAGACGUCGACAGUCGGUGAGUUCGAGUUCACGCCUGUGAACGUCACCACGUUGCCUGGAACACCGGACGAUCGGUUGAUCAUCGAGUUCCUCUUCCCUGGUAUCGGCCAGAUCGCAGUCGACGGGAGCGGCUUCAACCAGUUCCUCGUGCCGGAGUUUGCGCCUCUCCUCACUAUCGCCGAUGGGAUGACCACAGCAGAGCUGCCCGUCACGACCAUUCCGCGCGAGAUUUUCUACGGUGACCACGUGGAGAUCGUUCUGGUCAAUGAGCAGAACGAACAGCAUCCGUUCCAUCUGCACGGCCACUCGCCGUGGGUGGUUGGAAGUGGCCAGGCCACGCUGGCUGACGUGCAGACCUGUCCGACUGACGACACCAACGCGUGCACGGGAGUUGGAUACGUCGUGCUACGGGUGGAGGCGGACAACCCGGGCGUGUGGAUGAUGCACUGCCACAUCGACUGGCACCUGGAAGGCGGUUUGGCCAUGAUCUUCGUUGAAGGAGAGGCCCAGCUACAACAAGCAGGCGUCGACGCCUUCUCCAACAGCAUCUUGAGCGUCUGUGGCAGCAACUUCACCGGAGCUCCGUUCAACACGACCACAACCGUCACCGUACCGUAGUUUUGAGGUCCAUUCGUGCAAGAAUUGAGAGAGUUUGAGGUCCGUUUGAGAUGCUAAAGACCACCAAUCGCACCUUUUCAC